Molecule: messenger RNA, 1122 nt
Organism: Aureobasidium namibiae CBS 147.97
Lineage: Eukaryota; Fungi; Ascomycota; Dothideomycetes; Dothideales; Saccotheciaceae
Exons: 2
Coding region: 1-1122 (373 amino acids)
Biological process (GO): endoplasmic reticulum tubular network organization
Cellular component (GO): endoplasmic reticulum tubular network
Source: RefSeq, a predicted model, not a curated record
AUGGUUUCUUUCUGGCCCUUCAAGGGUCACGACUCUACCUCGGCAGCGUCAUUCGAAAAGCUGCUCUCGUCCCUCUCAUCCAAGAUCAACAAAGAAAGCGCCCGCAAUGACCGUCUGCACCAACAACAGCGUCGCUAUAAAGUUCUCUGGACUCUGUAUACCAGCUUUGCCUACAUCCUCGCCGCUGCCAUCCUCGUCUUGGUCACCGGCCUGUCAAACUGCUCGGCUGUAGAAUAUACUGGCCUGGCCGCUUCUCCUCUUCUCAUCUAUGCCGUCAGGACAGCCCUUGACGCCUUCUUCAACUACCGUCUCGCCUCAAGCCAGUCCUACCUCAACCACCUGAACAAACAACGCGACGAUGCCAUCUCAAAGCUCAAAGAAGCCACAAAGUACAACUCCACCCAGCAACUGCUGGACAAGUACGGCGGCUCCACGCCCACAAAGUCGCCUCAGCAAAAGUCGAAUCUGCAGCAAUCCACUCCCACUAAGAAGCAGCAGUCUGCUCCCGUCAAGAGAACAGGCCUGCCUCCACCGCCUACAGCAAAUAUUCCUGGUCGCCAAUUGCCUCCCUCUUUCCAGCCCAUGACUCCUCCCCAAGGCGCUCCUCAGUUUCAGUCUCUGCCUCCGCAACAACCUCAACGCGAGCCCCAAGCCGACUUCGCCCCCAACGCCUUCACCGCUCCCACCCCACGCGACCAACCCGCCUACGCUUCCUCGGGCCCUCGCUGGUACGACAGAAUCCUAGACAUUGUCCUCGGCGACGACGAAACCCUACCCAAAAACCGCAUCGUGCUAUUGUGUCGCAAGUGCCGCUUGGUCAACGGUCAAGCCCCUCCCGGCACACGUUCUUUGGAAGAACUGGGCUCGUGGAGGUGCAAGGAAUGUCACGCUCUCAACGGCCAAGACUCGGAAGCCAAAGCAAUGAUUAGAGAGAUUGCUGGAGAGUCUACCGUCACUGAGGGUGCAAAGGAGAUGCAGGAGGUCCAGGGCGCUGAGAAACUGGCUCAAGAUCAGGUUGCUGACGUGGAUGAUGUUGUUGAUGAUGAAGAAUCGGAAGAGGAGAAAACAGUUUCUACCCCUGCCACCUCUACUAGAAGUAAAGUCAGGCAGCGCAAGAAGUAG